AUGAAUAUGACAUGUAUUGACAGAUUACUAGGUUUAUUUUUUAAAGUAAACGCGGAAAUGCAGAGUUUAGCAGGCAGCCAAUCAGGGCUGGAGGCGGAAAUGGCGUAAGAACACUCAAUAUGGCGUCGGAUUCAAACGGCCUCGGCUCGAUUUCAGCACAUGUUUGUUUAGGCAGUUUGCGUGCUGUCAUGGCAACCAAACAGCAUCCCCAGGGCUGAAGUCCCUCUCUGUAGGCGUGACAGAGCAAGUCAGUCGUACCCCCGCUCUCUCUUCUUGCUGUCACAAAGAACAUUUGGAAAGCUUCUUGUUCAGGGCGGUGCCGCUGACAUCUGAGGAGCCACCAUGCAGGACCAGGCAAAGGAGCAAAGGGGAGCGCCCCCCCAGGCGGUACCGAGAGCGACGACGAUGCUGAACGCUGGCACGACACCGAGCAGUACCGAGCUGGGCACCCCCCAGCAGCCGAGGGGGCACACGGGCAAUGCGGAGCGAGGAAGAGGAGAGCAAGUCGACGGCAAGCUGACGGGAAGGAUGAGGAUCCAACGCCUGGAGAAGGAAAAGCUGGCGAUGACGUCCACACACAACCAGCAGCUGUGCGCGUUGGACGCAGAGCUCGCCCGGCUCAGGUCCUCCGUGGAGCGCGGGGAAGCUCAGAGGGCAGAACUGCAGUACCGGGUGGCCGUCGGCCGCAGAGACGCCCAGCGAGCGUGCGAGAGCAACGAGGCGCUCGCGGAGCAAUCUGCAGCACUGCAGAAGGUUCUGGACAUGACUCGGCAAGCCCGACAGGAGGAGCGGCUCGCCUUGCAGCAGGAAGUGGACGAGCGCGACGCGCUGGUUGAAGGCUUGACGUCAGAGAGCGAACGACUGCACCGACUCCUGCUGCACCAGGAGGAGGCGCUGGAAGAGGUGCAGAGAAGGAUGGUGGCUCUGCAAAAGGAGCGGGAUAAGGAGGUGCAGGGCCGCAAAUCUCUGGAGGCCAACGUGGAGGCUGAGCGAGCUGCUCACCUGGAGUUCAAGCACAAGUGUGAGGUCGCACAGGCGGCGCUGGCACGGGAGCGCCGUGGCCAGCGGGAGGCGCAAUACAACCUGGAGCUGCUGCGAGGAGCGCUUGGAGAUGUGGAGCGAGCUUACCAGGAGGAGAGAGAGAGCAGACAGGGCACUGAGAAAGCUCUGCAGCGCUUGCAGACGGAGUACGAGCAGUACAAGUGUGACGUGAGCGUUGCCUUGGAGACGGAGAAGAGGAACACCGCUGAGCUGGCUGAGAAGCUGGAGGAGGAGAAAAGGCAGCAUGGCAACACACACCUGCUUGUGGAACAGGUGCAGGAUAGACAGGUGCAUUGUGGGAAACUCCUGGAAGAGAUCAGGGAGGCUCUCCAGCAGCGCGCACACAAAGGUGCAAAGGAUGAUGGGAAACGGAGUCUUCCUGCUGAUGUGAUGCAGUUGCUCCAUUUGAGGCUCAGGAAACAGGAAGUAGCUGAGCAGCAGGUCCAGGAUCUGCUGUUGGCGUGCGAGAGACUGGACGAGGAGAAGCAAACGCUCAAACACCUGACUGCGCAUCAGGAGCAACGUCUGCAAGAGGUUCGCCAGCUGUCACUCAAGCUGCAGGAGCGAGUGUCCCGCCUGCAAGAGGAGAGCCGCGAUUGGGCCGUGCACAAUGAAAAGCUUCAGGACGAGUCUAAGACGCACCUGUCCUUCCUGCACUGCAUCUCUCAGCGCCUGCUGGCGGGCAGCGUGGUAGCAGAACCGCAAAUCACGGCGGGUACUUUGAGCCGGUCAGACUUGUGUGACCUCAUCAGUGAGCUGGUGGAGCAGCUGACCUCUGACCUCCAGGAAGCCAACAACAAGGUGGCGCGUUUGCAGGCGGCGUGCGAGGAGAAGAGCGGGCGCGUGCGCCAGCUGCAGCGGCAUCACAAGCUCAUGUUGGCGCACGCGCGGGAGGGCAGGAGGAGGAGGGCGGAGGCCUGGAACAGCCGACACACGCGCACCGUCACUCAGCUGCGGGACCUCCUCUCGCUGAGUCGCAGAAAGUCAGCCUGCUUCCUGUCGGCGUGCGCGCUCCUCGCUGGCACAACGGCGCACGCCCAGCGCCGCCUGCGCAGCCUCGCCGAGCAAAAACAUCUCCUGGCCUCUCGCUCGGCGGCGAGGGAGGACCUGGAGGAGGAGCUGCGGCGGUUGGCCGACGCGCUGGGCGGAGACGAAGGCGGCCGGUCGGAAGGCGGGGGGAGGAGCCCGGCGAGGAGGCGAUGGGGGAAGUACGUGUGCGUGGUGUCGGCGCUGAGGCGGUGGCGCGACGUCGCGAGGCGGAGCACGGAGUUGUUCCGGCUGGAGACGGGAGGCGCGGGUGUAGUGGUGUGUGUCGCUACGGCAACGCUGAUGGGGGAAGAUGUCGUCGAAGGUCGUGACGCUUUGUGCGCUCGCUGGCUUCGCUCCAAACGUCUCCGCUCCGCCAUCUUGAACUGCAUGGCCGACCUGCCUCCUCCCGGCUCCUCCCCUCCGCGCGUGAGGUCGGCUGCGCGGUCCGGAUUGGCCCGCCUCCUGGAUCAGAUUGUCGGCCAAUCGGAAUCCGCUCCCGAAAUCCUGCACGAGAUGAUCCCGCAGACUCCGCCCCCCGACGACUCGAAGGCGCUGGUGUCCCGCCUCCGACACCACUUCCUGCUCCUCAGCCAACGGUUGCACUCGGCCGAAGUGGAGAGGCGGAGCCUGAGGCUGCAGGUGGCCAAUCUGAGAAGGACCGAGUCCCGCGGGGAGGACCCACGCAGGACAGUCCCAGCAAAGCACUUCCACAGCGUGUGCACAAACCUCCGCCAAGCACUCAGCGGGGAACAGGAAGCUCGCGCCAUGCUUCGGGAGCAAUCGACGCAGCGCGACUCUCUGCAGCUGCGACUCGACGCGUACGCCGGCGAGCGGGCACGGGCCCACCGUGCGCUCGGCCGCACGGCCGAGGCGCUGGCGGAGGCUCGACGGCGUCUAACAGGAAAGGAGCGCUCGCUGAGGAUUCUGGGCAAGCACCUGUCGCGUGUGGACAAAGAGAGGCGGCGACUGCGACAUGUUGAGGACGCCAACAGGCGCCAGGAACGCUUGAUCGGGAACGGGGAGGCGGCGGAGGAAGUGGCCGUCGGUCCCGCUUCUGGUGCUUUGAAAGGAGCUGCCAGGAAGUGAGGGUCUUAAGGAGUGUCAUCCGGGUCCGAGGUCCCCAACCACUGGGUCAUUUGGUCCACGCCCACACAGAGACUGAACAAAAAACAUUUGAAUGAUGACGAGGUUUUGCAAGGUUUUAUUUUGAAAGUCGGGUGCCUCUGUCAAACCGCUCCGCCUGUUCCGAGGUCACGCAAGUCUGCAAAAUGUUUGGAGUUUCGGACAGCGACUUGAAUAUCCAGAGAUUGCCCAAAAAUAAAUAAAAGCACUGAAUUUAUUGCUUGCCUUUCCAACAUUCAGUCUUUGUAACGCGAGAUUUUCCGCGGCGACGGCGACCCCAAAAAUGUUUUGCCAUAGACUGGACCCAUUCCAAAGAAUAGGACCUGUGAAGAAAACAUUUUCAGCAUCAUGAAGUCCACGCCCUCAGGCAGGCGACAAAAUGGUGCCGACUCGGCUUGAACGGAAGCUCCCUUUCUUUUUUGAUGUUUGCGUG
Phycodurus eques (leafy seadragon) is the source of this 3625-nucleotide messenger RNA. Its product is annotated as coiled-coil domain-containing protein 171-like. Lineage: Eukaryota; Metazoa; Chordata; Actinopteri; Syngnathiformes; Syngnathidae. The record is from RefSeq and is a predicted model, not a curated record.